Messenger RNA from Sphaeroforma arctica JP610, 684 nucleotides. RefSeq lists its product as hypothetical. The record is from RefSeq and is a predicted model, not a curated record. NCBI's taxonomy places the organism in Eukaryota, Ichthyosporea, Ichthyophonida. The transcript is spliced from 4 exons. The annotation marks the transcript as partial.
AGACGCUGUUUCUGUAUGUCUACGCACGCACUACCCACGAGAAAGGUACGCCUGAGUACCAAAAGUGGUACAAUGAGCAAGUGCACCUGGAAAUGGACGUGGGCCUUGAAUCGGUCCUUAUUACCGGCGGGCAGGACGAUUCUGUGCAGGGGUCAGCCAGCCAAGAUGAAGGGGUCAACUCACUACUGACACCCGUGUCCAUACUGAGUGAAAUGUACACAGACCCAACCGACGCCAAUGGCGACAGCACACACACAGACGCGGACACUACCACAGUUACCUCCACAGACACGGACACAGACACAGACACAACCCCGCUAAGUACGUCCAACCGGACGAACACGGGCCAGAACAGCAAUAGCUCAUGCUCAUGGCGAGUGAUACCGUUAGAUUCGGGGGAUGUGGUGUUUCUGGUCCAAUCUUCUCUGCGACGCUUAAGUCCCAUAGAAGGCGGGUCAGCCAGUCAGGGCAGAAAAGCAAACGAUGACUCAUGCUCUGCCCCAGCAUCCCCCGCACCACUCCUGCGAGCACAGAUACCCAAGAACAAGCGGCCCCUUUCUACGGUAAAAGCGGGCAAUCCGCACCCCAACGGAAUGAAUGGGGCCAAUUCUGCCCUAAAUAGUCCCGCCAUGACACCCUUGGGUACGCCCAAGCGUUUGAGUCGGUCGCAAGCAAUCCUUCCAG